AUGGAUGCGACGAUUGGAGAGUCUGCGCCCUCCGUGGAGAGGGCAUUCGAGGGGCAGCCAUACCAUGGGUUCUGGGGGCAGGUGACGCUGCGAGCCAUGGUCGUCGCGGUGUUGCUUGGAGGCAUGUUCUCUCUGAUGACAUUGCGGAUCUACAUGCAAGUCGGGAUCGUAGGGGCAUUCAACAUGCCUAUGAACAUCCUCAGCUUCGUCACUCUCAAGAGCCUUGUUGGCCUGAUGCGGCGCUGCGGUAUAUCUGCGGUGCCGUUCACGCGCCAGGAGAAUAUAUUCCUCCAGACCAGUUCCAUCACCUGCGUUAACGUUGCACUCUCAAGUGGUUUGGCAACGUACGUUAUUUCAAUGACUUCUAAGGUAGCAAAAGCUCUUAGUGAUAACCCAGAUCAAAGAGACAUUGUUGACGACUUAACGAUGGGAAGAUAUGGGUUGUUCCUUGUCGUCGCAGGUUUAGUGGCAGUAAUGUCAAUGGUGCCGCUGGUGCAGAUCAUGAUUGUUGACUACAGACUGCUAUUUCCAACCGGCUCAGUCGUGGCUCACCUUAUCAAUAGUUUUCAUACCCCUUUGGGAGCUUAUGUAGCAAAGUUGCAAGCUAAGACUAUACUGAAAUCAUUUAUAGGAAGCUUUUGUUGGUCUCUGUUCCAAUGGUUCUAUACUGGAGGAUCAAGUUGUGGAUUUACGUUCUUUCCUACGUUUGGACUAGAACUAUAUAAGCGUAGAUUCUCUUUUGAUUUCUCUGCGUCAUUUGUUGGUCUUGGUAUGAUUGUCCCACAUGUUGUAAACUUUGGACUGCUUUUUGGGGGCAUCAUCUCUGGAGGAAUCAUAUAUCCUUACCUUGAAAGUAAAAGAGGGCAAUGGUAUUUCACUGAGAAUCCUUCAACUUUGAAUGGCAUCAAUGGAUACAAGGAUUCAGGGGUGACUAAAUAUAUCUUGAAACACCCCAGCCUUAACUAUGACGAUCGGAAAAGGCUUGAGGUAUUUAUUGGUAACCGUCUCCCGGUGUUUGGAGGAGUGACCGGAUACAUUGGGAUCGCAUUAAUAUGUUCAGUUAUUACCCCUUGGAUCUUCCAUGAAAUCAAGUUCCAUCACUUAGUCUUAUUAUUCAUCAGUAUACCUGUGUUUACCUUCAGUAAUACAUACGGAACAGGUCUCACAGAUUGGUCAGUUGCACCAACUUAUGCCAAGUUCGUACUUUUCCUUGUAGCAGCAUGGUUCUCGAAACCUGGUGCAGUCAUCGCUGGCAUUGCAGCUUGCGCUGUAGCCAUGAUGUGUCUUAAUAUUUCUUCACAGGCUGUGCAAGACCACAGGACAGGUUAUAUGACACUGACUUCCCCAAGAGUUGUAUUUGCUGGGCAUAUAUAUGGUAUACUAAUCGGUUCAGUUAUUAACCCAUUAAUCUUUCUUUUCUUUGAGCUAAAUGCCAAGAAAACUGCUCCAAUUGGAACAAAAAAAUCAGAGUACCCGUGCCCCUCCGCAGCAAUGUAUCGUGCCAUUGGCCUACUUGGUAUGGGAGGAGUGAAGGAGCUCCCUAAACACUGCCUCACCUUUUGUUUCAUUACAGUCCUCAUAACAAUAGCUCUCGAGAUAGUUAGAUUGGUGUCUCAGAGAAAAGAUUGGAAACUGCAAUAUUACAUCCCUUGCAUGACAGCAAUAGCACUACCAUUCCUCUCUGGACCUACCUUCACCGUCGAUAUGACCCUAGGUAGUAUAUUGUUAAUCAUUUGGACUAAAGUAAACAGACAAAGUGCAGAAAUAUUGUCAUCGGCAGUUGCAGCAGGCUUAGUAAGUGGAGAUGGAAUAUGGUAUCUACCAUCAGCAUUACUAGGCCUCUUCAAUGUGGAACCUCCAAUGUGCAUGAAGUUCCUAGCAAGUGGAAAAGAAGUGCAGAUCGCGGAUGCAUUUCUAAAUACUUUAGGACACAAGGAAUGACAUGAUAAACAGAGGCAGAUACGGAUUUUUAUGUCUUGGAAUUUAUUGUGGUCUUUAUCAUGUAACUUAAUUUGCAUGUAAAUUUAUGUUUUAUAAAUAAAUAUUUGACAAAAAGUUUCAU
This is a messenger RNA of Setaria italica (foxtail millet), 2062 nucleotides long. Its product is annotated as probable metal-nicotianamine transporter YSL3. The coding region runs from base 1 to 1941 and encodes 646 amino acids. The record is from RefSeq and is a predicted model, not a curated record. Gene Ontology annotation, molecular function: oligopeptide transmembrane transporter activity. The transcript is spliced from 6 exons. Gene Ontology annotation, cellular component: membrane. Lineage: Eukaryota; Viridiplantae; Streptophyta; Magnoliopsida; Poales; Poaceae.